Benincasa hispida (wax gourd) is the source of this 2480-nucleotide messenger RNA. Its product is annotated as Glucose-methanol-choline (GMC) oxidoreductase family protein. NCBI's taxonomy places the organism in Eukaryota, Viridiplantae, Streptophyta, Magnoliopsida, Cucurbitales, Cucurbitaceae. Gene Ontology annotation, molecular function: flavin adenine dinucleotide binding; oxidoreductase activity, acting on CH-OH group of donors. The record is from RefSeq and is a predicted model, not a curated record.
UUCUUUGACAAAGAAAAUUACUUGUAAUAUUCAUAGGUUUGAUGUCCCUAAUCAAAAGUAAUCGAUAAAGACCUUAUGUUAUGCUAAUGAUUUCUUGAAAACAAACAAGUAAAAAUAUAUAUAUUUAAAAUCACUCAUCCCGCCAUGAUCGCCCCCACUUGCACCAUCAAUUUGAUAUAAAUAUGUUGAUGAGGGAAAAACAGGAAGGGCCUAAGCUUCUAAUUUGACGGGAGGACACUGAAUCUUUAUAUGAAGUGGUGAUGGGUGUUGUUGAACUGUUAACUCUAGAUGCUGCUUGUUUCUGAUGGAAAAAGAUGGCUAAGUGAGUUCUUUUUUGGGAGAUUAAAGAGUGUUAGGAAGCUAAAAUUUGGGGUUCUGAGUUAUUUAAAGGACAGAAGUUGGUGGUGUUUUCUGUAAAACAAGAGACAGAAGAUAAGUGCUGUAAUUGUUUAUGCAUUUUGGUAUUGACAAUGAAGCUGUGGAAUUUUUCCGAGGCCUUUGUUGCUGGUUUUCUUGUAUUUUCGAGUUUCUCUUGCUCAGAGAUCCCUCCUUAUAGCAUGUUUGUUAGAAAGGCAACUUCAGCUCCGCCGGUUGUCUACUACGACUACAUUAUAAUCGGUGGAGGAACUACUGGCUGUCCAUUAGCCGCCACUCUUUCACAUGGUGCCACUGUUCUAGUUCUUGAGCGCGGUGGCUCGCCAUACAGCAAUAUGAACAUAACCCAUAUCAAUAAAUUUGCCACCACCCUAUCAGACACCAGCCCCUCAUCUCCAAUCCAAGAAUUCGUCUCUCAGGAUGGAGUUAUCAAUGCUCGUGCACGAGGUUUAGGGGGUGGUUCGGCUGUGAAUGCAGGAUUUUACACCCGAUCAAGUCCGCAUUAUGUGAAGAAAGCUGGUUGGAAUGAGAUUAUGGUGAAUCGAUCUUACAGAUGGGUUGAGAAACUGGUGGCAUUUGAGCCACCAAUGUUGGAAUGGCAAGCUGCAGUGAGGGAUGGUCUAACUGAAGUAGGAGUUCUGCCAUACAAUGGUUUCACUUAUGAUCAUAUCCAUGGGACUAAGGUCGGAGGGACGAGCUUUGACAAAGAGGGAUGCAGGCAUACUGCAGCUGAUUUACUUCAGCGUGCUAUUCCCAAGAAUCUUAAAGUUUAUUUACACGCAGUCGUCCAUAAGAUCUUGUUUCAAUACAAAGAAAGAAGACCUAAAGCUUUUGGAGUGAUAUUCAAAGAUGCAAAUGGUGUUAAGCACAGAGCAUACCUGAAGAGAAACUCCAAGAAUGAGAUAAUUCUCUCAGCUGGGGCAAUUGGAAGCCCACAGUUAUUGAUGUUGAGUGAUGGGCCAGCCCGUCAUCUUAUGGCCCAUAAAAUCAGGUUGGUCUUGGACCAGCCCAUGGUAGGCCAGGGAAUGGCUGAUAAUCCAAUGAACAUACUCUUCAUACCUUCGCCCCGACCAGUUGAGGUCUCUCUAAUUCAAGUUGUGGGAAUAACAAAGUUUGGCAGCUACAUUGAAACAGCCAGUGGAUUAAGCUUUGAUCGUUCUUUGGCUCAUAGACUCUCAGAAAGCUUUGAAUUACUCUUCAAUCAGAGUGACAAACCAUUCACAAUAGCUCCAGAAGCACUGGGGAGAGCAACUCUAUUCAUAGAGGCAACCUUAAGAGGUGGAAUCAUAUUGGAAAAAUUAAUGGGUCCAAGUUCCACAGGUCACUUGGAGCUCCAGAACACUGACCCACAUGACAAUCCUUCUGUAACCUUCAACUAUUUCAAAGAACCAGAGGAUCUGAGGAGGUGUGUUGAAGGGAUGAGAACAAUUAUAAAUGUAGUAAACUCGAAAGCUUUUUCAAAGUUUCGUGAUAGAAAGUAUCCAGUGCAGACCCUUCUCAAUCUGAUAGUGAAUUUGCCUCUCAACUUGAGACGUAAGCAUGCUAGAGCUGCUGUUUCUUUGGAACAGUUUUGCACCGACACUGUCUUGACCAUAUGGCAUUACCACGGUGGCUGUCAAGUUGGUAGAGUCGUUGAUCAGGAUUACAGAGUUUUCGGUAUUGGUGCUCUUCGAGUUAUUGAUGGAUCAACCUUUCAUCAAACUCCUGGAACCAAUCCUCAAGCUACCGUGAUGAUGCUUGGAAGGUAUAUGGGAAGAAGGAUAUUAAAAGAGAGACAUUCUUUUGGAAUGAAGCAGAAGAGAGUUUGAUACUCUGGAUUUCAGAGUUGAAAGUUGAAAAAGUAAAUGUAGCAUAAUUAUUUGUACCCAUUUUCAAUUGUGAUUUGGAAUUUUGCCCGGUCUGAAAGUUGCAUAAAUAUUUUGUUACCAAAAGAAACAUCGCCUAUUGAAGAACCUUUAGAUAAGAACCAUCAAAUGAAAUAUUGAUGAUCUUUUCCCAUGAGAUUCUUCAAGAGCUAAUCAUUUCAAGUUAUUUUGUUAGAAUAUAAGAUUAGAGAGAAACUAAAAAGAAGCAACUGCACACCGUAAAUCAUUAAUCACCUACCU